Molecule: messenger RNA, 1134 nt
Organism: Penaeus indicus
Lineage: Eukaryota; Metazoa; Arthropoda; Malacostraca; Decapoda; Penaeidae
Product: actin-like
Exons: 1
Coding region: 1-1134 (377 amino acids)
Source: RefSeq, a predicted model, not a curated record
AUGUGUGACGACGAGGACACCUGCGCGCUCGUGUGCGACAAUGGCUCCGGCAUGGUCAAGGCUGGGUUCGCCGGAGACGACGCCCCACGAUGCGUCUUUCCCUCCAUCGUCGGCCGCGCCCGUCAUCAGGGUGUGAUGGUCGGUAUGGGUCAGAAGGACGCCUACGUCGGCGAUGAGGCCCAGAGCAAGCGUGGUAUCCUCACCCUCAAAUACCCCAUCGAACACGGUAUCAUCACCAACUGGGACGACAUGGAGAAGAUCUGGCAUCACACUUUUUACAAUGAGCUCCGUGUUGCCCCUGAGGAGUCCCCCACACUUCUCACUGAGGCUCCCCUCAACCCCAAGGCCAACCGUGAGAAGAUGACCCAGAUCAUGUUCGAAUCCUUCAACAUGCCUGCUAUGUACGUUGCCAUUCAGGCAGUAUUGUCUCUCUACGCUUCUGGCCGCACCACUGGUUUGGUCUGCGAUUCGGGUGAUGGAGUUUCUCAUAUGGUCCCCGUCUACGAAGGAUUUGCUCUUCCUCAUGCCAUCCUUCGUAUUGACCUGGCUGGCCGUGACCUUACCAACUAUCUGAUGAAGAUCAUGACUGAACGUGGCUAUUCCUUCACCACCACCGCUGAACGUGAAAUUGUCCGUGACAUCAAGGAAAAGCUUUGCUAUAUUGCCCUCGACUUUGAAGGUGAAAUGAAUGUUGCAGCUGCUUCUUCUUCCCUUGACAAAUCCUAUGAACUUCCUGACGGUCAGGUAAUCACCAUUGGCAACGAGCGUUUCCGCGCUCCUGAAGCUCUGUUCCAGCCUUCAUUCCUUGGUAUGGAAUCUGCUGGUGUUCACGAAUCAGUUUAUAACUCCAUCAUGCGUUGUGACAUUGACAUUAGGAAGGAUCUUUUCGCCAAUACUGUCAUGUCUGGAGGUACCACCAUGUAUCCUGGUAUCGCCGACCGCAUGCAGAAGGAGAUCACCGCCCUGGCGCCCUCCACCCUUAAGAUCAAGAUCAUUGCUCCUCCCGAGCGUAAAUACUCCGUCUGGAUCGGCGGCUCCAUCCUCUCCUCUCUGUCCACCUUCCAGGCCAUGUGGGUCACGAAGGAGGAGUAUGAUGAAUCUGGUCCUGGCAUCGUCCACCGCAAGUGCUUCUAG